Molecule: messenger RNA, 960 nt
Organism: Trichomonas vaginalis G3
Lineage: Eukaryota; Parabasalia; Trichomonadida; Trichomonadidae
Exons: 1
Source: RefSeq, a predicted model, not a curated record
AUGGUUGACUCCGACUCAGACAUUUUGAAUGCAAUUGAAGGAAUUGCAAGUGUAAAAUUUGAAUGGUACCAACCUAACCCUCAAGCAGUCAGACAACAUGCUGGAUACUUCCCGUUCAUAAAUAAGUCUGACAUUGACUUGACAAGGUAUGGAAUUUACAAUUCAAUUGAAACAAUUGUCAAUGAACCUUGUAUUCUUACAUGUCUCAGGAACUCUGGUCUUGUUACAGAUGAGAAGAUGAAGUAUCUUGAGUCAUGUGUGAAGACAAGGUACAUUCUCAGAGGUCAAUUGGCAAAAGUUGCACCGUUGGCAAAUGUCAAUAUCCGAGUCAACAUACCUACAGCUAAAGGUUCUUCACAUGACGACUAUGUUGUUGACAAAGACUUACCAUGGUUGAAGAUUGUAAUUGUCCACAACCACUUCAUGUUGAACGAAAGUCUUACAAACCCAUUGUUCGGAAAAGGCAAGUGCAACAUUGUCAGAGCUGUAAACAUUCUUUUCGAGAAAGGUUUGUUGGAACCAAUUCCAGAUGACAAGCUGACAGAAACUUUUGUACCAAAAGACGAAACAAACUUUUCAUUGUUAGCAAGACCAAAAGUUGUUCCAGACAAAGUUAUAGCACAAAAGAAGUACACUGUUCCAAAAGGAGUUGGAUUGUUCGGAUACCAACCUGAACCAGAAGAACUUCCAAUGAGGUUGCAAGAACUUCAAGAUGCUAUAAACAAACUUCCAUUGAGACAUCCAAUUGACGUCAAAUUGUAUUGGAGAGCAUCUGAGUUAGGUCAGAAGGUUUUAUAUGAAACAGGUUGCUUCGACGAUGUUUAUGAGAUAGCAGGCGAAGUUUCUCAGAAGAUAAGAGACUCACUUGAAUUUCCACGAACUGGACCCAUUGGUUGCGACAAGUUCGACUCAGAUGAAAAGAUAUACUAUGUCGACCUUAACGCUGCGUACAUGAGGUUC